AUGGCCAAGUUUGUUGGCAUGGUCUCAGUUGGCAUAUCAACUGGCCUCUCAUACGCAAUCUCAUCCAUCGCUCUCCCAGCUCUCCAAGGGCUUCCCACAGCUUCCCUUGCCGCCCAGGCCCUGACGGAUAUCCAGUACAAGGCCCGCAGGACUGCGCUGACACUCUCGCACAUCACUGUAAUCACUCUCAUCGCAGCAUUCAGCCUCUCGUCUCCUCGUCGGCGACACCCUUACCUCCUCUGGACCAGCGCAUUCUCCCUUCUCGGCGGUAUCGGGUUGGAGCUAUUUACAAACCACCCUUCGUUCAUCCAAGGAACCGAGAGCGUCAGCACCAGCACCUGCAACUCAUAUCUUUCAUCACUAUGCUGUAGCUCUAAAUCUCGUGGUUCUCGCUCAUCUGGCUGCUGUGCUGGAGCGUUCUUGAGGAAUCUCUUCUAUGGACCAGCACCCGAGUCAAAGUCGACCAUCCCCGAAAAGAACGCUGAGGAUGAGGAGUCGUUUGGAAACUCGAGUGAGAUUGAGCUCAUCGAAACUCCAUCCGAGGCAGAGUCCACGGGUGGCACUAUCCGCUCGACCGGAAAGGCAUCGGCCUCCAGCUCCUUGCCAGAGAUCAACGGCGAGACCGUAGAGGCAUCAAUGAAGCAGGAACGCAAGUUGCAUAUGCUAAGAACUUACCUUCUUGGUAUCGGGUUCUCAAUGGGUGUGAUUGGCAUCUGGGGCGAGCGUACUAAAUAG
Molecule: messenger RNA, 735 nt
Organism: Arthroderma uncinatum
Lineage: Eukaryota; Fungi; Ascomycota; Eurotiomycetes; Onygenales; Arthrodermataceae
Exons: 2
Coding region: 1-735 (244 amino acids)
Biological process (GO): autophagy of mitochondrion
Cellular component (GO): mitochondrion
Source: RefSeq, a predicted model, not a curated record